ACUCACAUCCAAUCUGCUGCGACAGAGGAAGAGGGCUUGUUUUUGAAAAUAUUGGCGCUAUGACCGGCUAUCUAGCUAGCUUUCCUAGCGAAUUUGUUAUUCCAAUACGAGCUACUUGUGUCUCAUUAGAAAACGUUACCGUGGUAAAAUAAAAGAUAACCGUCACUGACAUAAGCAACACAACAAUCACAGCAGAGGGACCACAAUGGCAAGUGACGUGUGCAGCCACGUUAAGGUGGUUGUUCGGGUGAGGCCAACCAGCGAGAGUGAGAAACUUGAAAACAGAAAUGUGGUCCAGGUUGUUGAUAACCACAUGCUCAUAUUUGACCCCAAGGAAGAGGACAUAUCAUGUUUUGGGUCACAAAGAGUACGAAGAAGAAAUAUCAACAAGAGGGCUAAUAAAGACCUUAAGUUUGUAUUUGACCAUGUCUUCGGCGAGAACUCUACUCAAGUUGACAUCUUUGAAAGCACCACUAAAGGAGUGUUGGACGGUUUGAUGAAUGGAUUUAACUGCACAGUGUUCGCGUAUGGUGCUACUGGAGCCGGCAAGACGCAUACUAUGCUAGGCUCACAAAAUGACCCUGGGGUCAUGUACCGCACCAUGACAGAGCUGUUCAAACGCAUGGAUGAUGCCAAGGAGGAGAAAGAGUUUGCUGUUGCAUUCUCAUAUCUUGAGGUUUACAAUGAACAGAUCAGAGACUUGUUGGCUAAUGCAGGCCCCCUUGCAGUCAGAGAGGACAGCUCUAAAGGAGUGGUUGUUCAGGGCCUCACACUGCAUCAGCCCAAAUCUGCAGAGCACAUUCUUGAGGCUUUGGAUUCUGGCAAUCGCAACAGGACACAGCACCCCACUGACAUGAAUGCCACCUCUUCCCGGUCCCAUGCUGUAUUUCAGAUAUUUUUAAGACAGCAGGACAAAAUCGCCAGCCUCAAUCCUAAUGUCUGUGUCGCCAAAAUGAGCCUGAUUGAUCUGGCAGGCUCGGAGAGAGCCAGCGCCACAAACGCCAAAGGGGCACGUUUGCGGGAAGGUGCUAACAUUAAUCGCUCACUCCUUGCCCUAGGAAAUGUUAUCAAUGCUCUUGCUGACCCAAAGAGUAAGAAGACUCAUAUACCGUACAGGGACAGCAAGCUGACGCGACUACUUAAAGACUCUUUGGGGGGCAACUGCAGGACGGUUAUGAUUGCCAAUGUUAGCCCAUCAUCCAAGUCAUAUGAUGACACCCACAACACACUGAAGUAUGCCAACAGGGCCAAGGAGAUUAAGUCCUCGCUGAAGAGCAAUGUUGUAAGCCUGGACAGUCACAUUGGCCAGUAUGCAGUGAUAUGCGAGAAGCAACGGCAAGAGAUUCUGCAGUUGAAGAACAAACUAAAAGAAUAUGAGGAGAAGAACAGGGUGCCUGGGGCUUCUAACAUGAUUACUUCCCAAAAUCAAGCAGAGUUCAAAAGGGUGUCUGAAGCGCUGCAGCAAAUCUUCUCAGACCGUGCCCAAAUCAGGAAGGAACAGCUGGAUCUGGAGAGACAACUGAAGGAGAAUGAGCUGCGCCAGCGGUACAGUGAGGAGGACAACCUGCAGGUCCAAUAUUUCUGUGCCAAAGAAAAGACUGAGAAGGCCACGUGUAAGCACGAGCGGAAGAUUGCCGCCUUACGCACUCAGCAGCAACACAUUCGCAAACGUUUAAAGGAGGCAGAAACACGUUUCCUGGACAAUGACGGCUGGCUUCAUCGUGCUGAGAAUGAUAUUAAGCUGCUGAAGUCGAGUGAUCAGACCUCAGAGGUGUUAGAUAAGAACCUACAUUGCCACAGACUGGAGCUGCAGGUUAAUGAUCUCAAACAACACAUCAAGCAGAUGGUCGAGCUCACUGCACUGCAGGAUCGGGAGAACAGGCGUAUGCAGAAAAUGGUGAACCUCUUGCUGCCAAGUUAUAGCCGGCACUACUCUGCGUUGCAGGCGGCUGGGCAGGUCACAGCUGCAGAUGAGAUGGAGAACUAUGAACUAGAGCACCUUGUGUUGAGGGAGAGAGGCGUGGUCUGGGCAGACCAGGAAGGGGUGGGGCAACAGCUGAAAGGUGAAGGGAUCGGAAAGGAGUCACAGGAGACAAAUGAGGUGGGCCGCAGCGAGUUGGCACCUGUCUUGUCUUUCUCACAUCUGCUAUACCACCAGAGUAGCCCCUGCAGUGCAGAGGGGCGCACAAAAAGAACAUCACUGUUCAAUGCUGCUCCAUCACCAAAAGGUGGAGGUAAACAGACAGAUAUGAAACCGGAACCACUGCGCAGAAUGCCCAUCAGGAGAAAUUUGUCUGCGUCAUUGCCACCGCAAAGCCCCCGGACCGCCGCCAAGGCCCAGGUGUUUGAGGAAGGGAUGUUCCCACUCCAGUGCACACCAGAACCUUCUCAAAAAACUGUUCAUGCCCUGCCACAAAGCUCCUCUAGCACCGUGGAUCCCAACGUGACAUUUGAAGUUCUGGACAAUGAAGAUCAAACUGCAAGCAAUGCAACCAUUAUAAUAAGUAGUGGUAGUCCCUGUCGAGCCUCAACGUCAACAGACUUCUCAGUUCCCAGUCAACUACUCCAUCCUCCCAAGGCCAAUGACGGGAACAAGAUUCCUACCAAAAGACAACAGAUCCUGUCUUUACCUGGCUUAAGGCGGGCCAACCCAACUUACAUGCACAUGACGUCUGCUGCACAAGGGAAGCGUAAAGUUAACUGCAGCAUCCAAGAAGAGUUAACACAGGGUUUCUCUGCACCGAAACGCAUAAAGAAAGAUGCCUCAGUGGCCCGCGCACCACUCAGAGUGCAUCGUUUUGCUGUUUCAGAGGAGAACAAGCCUCGAAGAGUUGUGAGGAGCGUUUCUGAAGGAAAUCUGCUUGAACCUCAGAAAUCCAAGUCCAUUUUCUAUAAAACGUCCCAACAGUUCAAACGAGUGACCAAACGGAUGUAAUAUUGUGAAACAUGGUGUUUGAAUCACGACAUUUUGCCUUUAUGAACAUUUUCACUCUCCAUCCUUUUCCAUCUAAAUUCAUCUUUUCAAAAUACUGUAUAUAAUAUUAAAAUAUACAUUAAAACACUCAUACUAACAGCAAAUAAAUAAAAAAUGUCCUGUGGAUGUUCAUUUGAUGAAUACGUGUACAUUGUUUUUGAACGAUUGUCUAAAAAAACAAUUGGUCCUGUAGGUGACCAUAUUUUCCCAGGCAGCUAAUAUCAGAGGAAGAUUAUACAUGACCUCAAACAGAGGUACAGCUGCACACAAAAAAACUGACACUGCUCUACACUGAGCUGUUGGAAUGUUUUAUCCUUUUUUUUUUCUCUUGUACAGUUCAUAACAUGGGGUUAUAGAUAUUUUUUAAUAAAAGUGCUUGUAACAUAAUCUGUCUGUUUUCAAAUAAUUAAAUCCCUUUCUAAAAUGUA
Messenger RNA from Perca fluviatilis (European perch), 3402 nucleotides. RefSeq names its product kinesin family member 18A (gene kif18a). Lineage: Eukaryota; Metazoa; Chordata; Actinopteri; Perciformes; Percidae. The record is from RefSeq and is a predicted model, not a curated record. The transcript has 18 exons. Gene Ontology annotation, biological process: mitotic spindle organization; microtubule-based movement. The coding region runs from base 206 to 2935 and encodes 909 amino acids. Gene Ontology annotation, molecular function: microtubule motor activity; ATP binding; microtubule binding.